GGGAGCUAGUGGGAUGGGUAUGUGGAUUCGAAUUCAGUAGCUCGCUAGCGACCGUGGAUAACGUUACCACUGCUAGCUAGGUGUUUACAUUAUCUUAAAUGGCCGUUUUCCAUUAAAUGGACGCUUCUGGCUACUAUUGUGACGUUUCCUGUUGUUGAUCGUCAGAAGAACUUCAACAAAUAUGAGUGACCAGGGGGACAUUUGUCCCCACCUGGAAUCCGUCGGGGAGGUCACCAAGGACGGCCUUCUGCAGAAAUCCAAGGGAACGUGCCAGUCUUGUGGAGCUGUAGGGCCCAAUCUCUGGGCCUGUCUGCAGAGCGAGUGUCCGUACGUUGGCUGUGGAGAAUCCUUUUCGGAUCACAGCACCCUCCACGCACAGGCUAAGAAACACAACCUGACGGUGAACCUGACAACCUUCAGGAUCUGGUGCUAUGUGUGUGAGAGGGAGGUGUUCCUAGAACGUUGUGUGUCUGUCACACCCCCCCCACACCACUGUAAAGCUGUGGACCAUCAGGAUCCCAUUCAUCAACCGGUGAGUCACCACCAUCCACUGAAGGUGGUGCCCAUCGCGGUAGCAGAAGAAGAGGGGUCUGAGUCAGAGGAGGAUGAUCUCAAACCUAGAGGUCUGACAGGGAUGAAGAAUAUCGGAAACUCCUGCUACAUGAACGCAGCUCUUCAAGCCCUGUCUAACUGUCCACCUCUCACUCAGUUCUUCCUGGACUGCAGUGGCUUGGUGCGGACUGACAAGAAGCCUGCGCUGUGCAAAAGCUACCAGAAACUCAUCUCUGAGCUCUGGCACAAGAAGCGUCCCAGCUAUGUGGUCCCCACCAGUCUGUCACAGGGCAUCAAGCUGGUCAACCCCAUCUUCCGUGGCUACGCCCAGCAGGUAGGGGCAAGCUCCCAGCAGGACACCCAGGAGUUCCUGCGCUGUCUGAUGGACCAGCUCCACGAGGAGCUGAAGGAGCCGAUGGCGGAGUGCGUGGAGGGGGGCGACGGCGACGAGCUGAGGGACGGGGGUGAUCGCUCCCCCUCCGAGGACGAGUUUCUCUCGUGCGACUCUGGCGCCAGCAGUGACCGGGGGGAGGGGGCAGGGCUCGGGGAAGUGGAGCUGCUGAUACAGGACGAGUGUGGGGCAGUGCCCAGGGAGGGAAGGGGAGGGCCCAUCUCCGAGAAGGAGAGGCUGAAGGAGAGGAGGCUGUCGCCACUCCACAGGGCAUCGCAGGAAAUGGACGAGGACGCCGAUGUGGAUACGGCGGCCGGGGAGGAGGCGGCUCCGGAAAGAUCGGCGGAGGAGGAAGAGGGGACCCCGCCCAGUCCUGGGCCACAGAGCCCGUGUCCGAGUCCCACACACCCUGCGUCCCCGGGUCAGACGCAGAACACCUCUGAGCCGGACAACGAGGCGGCAAUGCAGAAGCGCCCUCAGUCACGUCCCUGCAGCCCCGCACGCGCUGUCCCGGAGCUGCACCCCAAACUCUCCUCCAGCCCCCCUCGCUCCAGCCCCCUCCGCUCCGCAGGACCCCCAUACUCCUUUAAGAAAGCUCAGCUGCUCCUGGGUGCCAGGAAGAAGAAGCAGUCCCGCUACCGUAGUGUCAUCUCGGACAUUUUUGAUGGUUCCAUCCUCAGCCUCGUACAGUGUCUCACUUGUGACCGGGUGUCUUCCACAGUGGAGACCUUUCAGGAUCUCUCUCUGCCCAUCCCAGGUAAGGAGGACCUGGCCAAGCUCCACUCUUCUAUUCACCAGAACCUCCCCGCCAAGACCGGUGUGUCUUCUGACAUCUAUGGGUCCCAGGGCUGGAUAACCUACAUCAUGGACUCCAUACGCAGGUUUGUGGUUUCCUGCAUCCCCAGCUGGUUUUGGGGUCCCAUGGUAACAUUGGAGGACUGUCUCGCAGCCUUCUUCGCUGCUGAUGAGCUGAAAGGGGACAACAUGUACAGCUGUGAAAAGUGUAAAAAAUUGAGAAAUGGUGUGAAGUAUUGCAAAGUACUUCGUUUACCUGAGAUUCUUUGCAUUCACCUGAAGCGUUUUCGCCAUGAAGUGAUGUACUCCUUUAAGAUCAACAGCCAUGUGGCCUUCCCAUUAGAGGGACUUGACCUCCGACCUUUCCUUGCCAAGGACAGCCACUCCCAGAUCACUACCUACGACCUGCUGUCUGUCAUCUGUCACCAUGGCACCGCAGGCAGUGGUCAUUACAUAGCCUACUGUCAGAAUGUGAUCAACGGUCAGUGGUAUGAGUUUGAUGAUCAAUACGUCACAGAGGUCCAUGAGACUGUGGUGCAGAAUGCUGAGGCCUAUGUGCUAUUCUACAGGAAGAGCAGUGAAGAGUCAGUGAGAGAGAGGCAGAAGGUGGUGGCCCUAGCCAGCAUGAAGGAGCCCAGUCUGUUGCACUUCUACAUCUCCAGAGAAUGGCUCAACAAGUUCAACACCUUCACAGAGCCAGGGCCCAUCAGCAACCACACCUUUCUCUGUCAGCAUGGAGGGAUCCCCCCCAACAAGUACCACUACAUUGACGACCUGGUGGUCAUCCUUCCCCAGAAUGUGUGGGACUACCUGUACAACAGUUUUGGAGGAGGUCCAGCGGUGAACCACCUGUAUGUAUGUGCCAUCUGCCAGGUAGAGAUAGAAGCUCUGGCCAAACGCAGAAAGGUGGAAAUAGACACUUUCAUCAGGCUGAAUAAAGAGUUCCAGGCAGAGGAGGCUCCUUCAGUCAUCCUGUGUAUCAGUAUGCAGUGGUUCAGGGACUGGGAGAACUUCGUCAAGGGCAAAGACAAUGAACCCCCUGGUCCGAUUGACAACAGUAAGAUCGGUGUCAUGAAAGGAGGACACAUACAGCUCAAGCAAGGUGCUGACUAUGGUCAGAUCUCCGAGGACACGUGGCAGUAUCUGGUCAGUAUCUACAGUGGGGGGCCAGAGAUCGCAGUGAGACAGACCGUCCCGGCCCCCACCCCUGAGACUGACAGCCUGCAUGGAGAGAGGAAGAUAGAGGCUGAGACCAGGGCUGUCUGAGACUGACACACACACUCAUAAAGGUAGUUCUUGUCCAUAUUUCUGAUCUCGCCUUCAGUGGAGCUGUGCGUCAUUUACGCCUGGUUGAAGAAAGGCCUUGCCAUUAGCACUUUGGAAAAUGCAGAAAUAAACGAAAUUCUAUUACCUGCAGGAAGACAGUGGUCAAUUAUAUCAUCCUAUUGUUGUGAAAGAUUAAUUUAUUGAAUAAAUCUUAAGAUGUUUAAGUGAAACAUGUAACAUUGAGUGACCCCACAUCUCUGAGCUGUUUCAGUGACUGUGGUUGUUUGGUGAUCAAAAUGGCCGCUAUACUGUAGUAGAUGUCACACCGUCAAGUGUCCCACACAGAUGAGAAGCAGAUUGAGGGAGUGGAUUUGGGAAUAUGAUUCAGAGCGGUGACAUCAUCAGUGUUAAUUGCUGCUUGGCGUCUCAGGUCAACGUGUUCAUCCAUAUUUUCUGCUGUUCCAAACGAGACCGUCAAUGACGCCACGACACACUGUCAUUUCCUUCGUUGUGAGCCGUUGGAUUUAAGACGGUGCUGGUGUGGGGUUCCACUCCCUUUCAGAGGAGAACCGGAACACUUUCCAAGUGUUGUGACUUGUGGCAUCUCAUUGCUUAGUUUUUCCACUUCGCACAUUUUUCAUUUGACUCCUACAGAUUUUACGGUUAGACCCCCUAGCAGAUAUAGGCAGUAAUCUUAUAGGGACCUUGGGAAUCAGGCAGCCCCAGUUCUUCUGGAGAAAAGGGUUUCCUAAGAAGCAGACAGCACCAGUUAAGGGUAUCCGCCUAUUUGGGGAUGGUGAAGAGGUGUAUCCUGUCGCCAAAUGGAACUAUACAGUCUUGCUCAAGUUUCCAUAAUGUCUUGGUACAUCUACCUAGCUCAGCGAGACCAUCCAAACAUGCAGGUCAAAGGCCACUGGCUGGCACCUGUCUCCAUUAUUUUCUCUGCCUGGGGGAAAUAUAAUAUUCACCCACUUAUUCCUCUUGCCAUAUACUGCAUGUACUUACUACACGUCAGUGAACAUGUUAUAACCACUGGCAUACAAGUUUUACUGUUUUUCCUGUUGAUCUGGGUGCGGAAGGUGGUGAGAUUACAGAGAUUAUGUAAUGUCAUUAUGAGUUUCACCUUCCUGUUUUUUUUGUGUUGGUUUACAUUUUUUUUUUUUUUUACUAUCUAAAAUGUACAGCCCAAUUUCAUUGCGAUGGAUUUUUGAGAGUUCAAGAUUAUAGCAAGCCGUCUCCCUGGACAUCCACGUCAAGCCAUUCUGCUUUGUUUUUUCACACUGCUCUUUCAACCAAAAGGUCAACCUGGUCAUGGCGUGUGAGGGCAAGCUUACUCACUUGAUGACUGUAGUUAACUUUGCAGAUGCCUGAUCAACCUGAGGGAGGCGCUAAAGCACGAUGAGGCCUGGCAAUCCCUGCCGACUUUGUUACCCUGCUCCCUGGGCAAUAUGCUUCACCACCUGGAAGGCAUUCAAGCUUCACCCUAUUUCUGAUUCCCUGCGCACGCUACUGUGGUUAAUGGACACGUGUUCAUGUUAGUGUUGAAAUGCUUACUAAUGGAUAUUGAUUGAGUUGUUGGUCCAAAGAACUUCUGUGAGUGAUUCAAUGCUGUCGUGCUUAGGAGGUAUGUUAGCGUCCAAAAAGAAUGCAUCCAAAAAGCGUUUUUACAAAGAAAACGUUAAUUCUGUCCAUUUUUUAAGUGAUGACAAUGAUUAUCAUUAUUGUGUGUUACUUUUGUUUUUGACGGAUCUGUACAGAAGUAAGAUCUCCUGUAGUGUCCGUUUUUGUGAAAAAAUGCGACGACAACCUUCCUGGCUGUUUGUCUGUGUUCAGACAUCUUAGAAUAAUAAUAAUUAUUACAUUAUUAUUAGUCUGCCAAUGUGUUGCUGAAGUGUUGUAACUUAGAACUUCGAUAUGACCAAUAGACUACAGUGACAAUCCUUGUGCUGCAGAUUAAGCCUUUUUAAAUGUGACUGUGGGGCGUUUCUUAAUUCACCUCUGUUCUGAAUUUCUUAUUUGUUGUACUUUGGUUGUAAACACACAAGUUCCAUUUUCACUGGUUGAUGAUUGAAAAUAAAGGUGUUGAUCUUGUGGGAUUGAGUGGAUAGAGAACGACUUGCCUCAUGUCGUUAUUGUAAAGAGUAAUAGGAAUUAAGUGUUUUUCAAUGACAAGAGCGUAUCUGGGUGUUUUAAACCCAUUUGAGUGUAUGUGAAAAUCUAGAAUACUGUAAAUAUCAAUGAUUGUGAUUAAAAGCCUGUUCUUUCA
This is a messenger RNA of Esox lucius (northern pike), 5270 nucleotides long. It is a transcript of the gene usp20, whose product is annotated as ubiquitin specific peptidase 20. NCBI's taxonomy places the organism in Eukaryota, Metazoa, Chordata, Actinopteri, Esociformes, Esocidae. Gene Ontology annotation, molecular function: zinc ion binding; cysteine-type deubiquitinase activity. The coding region runs from base 182 to 3004 and encodes 940 amino acids. The record is from RefSeq and is a predicted model, not a curated record. The transcript has 25 exons. Gene Ontology annotation, biological process: protein deubiquitination.